AAUGGGUUCCUCAUAUAUUCUACCUGAGAAAACUCCAUUCCGUGUCGGUGAUGAAGUAUGGGCGCACCAGAACUGGAUUAUUAUCGGAGCUAGGCCAUUGUCAGAACAGAUUUCUUAUCCACUCCGAGCAAACUUUUCGUCGUCUAGGGUAGGUUUAACAUUAGCAGCAAUGUCAGCUGUUGUAGCACACCAGCGAGAUGUUGAAGAGCGUCGUUUAAUCAAACAUUCAGUCACGUCUAUCCUGUACUGGUUAGAAGAUGACAAAGCCAAAAAGAAGACCGUUGACAAGACCCUAUUGUUGAGAUUCUUUAUCCACACAAAAGACCUUAAAGAGCUUCAAGGUUAUUGGAAAACUUACGAAGAAGAUUCUAACGUACACAUAAAAAGACCUGAUCAUGAUACUAAAGUUUGCGGAUAUGGCGAAAUAAGACAGGCCAGGAAAAAUAUAACUCGUGAUGGCUAUAACAUGGAAAUAGUCAUGGCGGCCCGCUUUCAAGACGCAAAAAAUUACGAACGGGGGUUUGACGAUUGGCAUGACUUAGUAACCAGUGAAUGGGAGGCACGAAUAAUACCGAUUUCGAACACAAAAAUGUUACAUCGAAGGGAACUGACUCUCAUGGACGGACUGCCCUGGUCGUCGUGA
Meloidogyne enterolobii is the source of this 643-nucleotide messenger RNA. The record is from the annotation of a GenBank genome assembly. Lineage: Eukaryota; Metazoa; Nematoda; Chromadorea; Rhabditida; Meloidogynidae.